AUGUCAAGGGGGUGGCAAACUUUUAGUGCAUUGUUAUUAUUUAUUGGGAUUUUUAACAAUGCAUGUGUCGAAGGUUUAGGGGUGAAUUGGGGGACUGUGUCAUCUCACAAGUUGGCUCCAGAAACAGUAAUUCAACUGUUGAAGGACAAUGGGAUUCAAAAAGUGAAACUUUUUGAUGCGGAUCCGACCAUCCUUAAGGCCUUGGCUGGCUCUGGCCUUGAAGUUAUGAUUGCAGCUACUAAUCUUGAGCUUGCUGAUUUGGGUGACCCUACAAAAGCCAAGGAUUGGGUACAUAAAAAUGUCAUCCCAUACAAUGUUAACUCCAAGGAUGGUGUUAAUAUCACAAUUGUAGCUGUUGGCAAUGAACCUUUCCUCCAGGCCUACGGGGACAAAUUCACAGGCGUCACUGCACCAGCACUCAAGAACAUUCAGGAUGCUCUCAAUGAAGCAGGAGUUGGAAAGACUACCAAAGCAAGUAUUCCUUUCAAUGGUGAUGUCUACAUGUCUCCUUUCUAUAAUCCAGUCCCUUCAGCUGGCAUAUUCAGGCCAGAUAUUGCAGAUAAAAUAAGAGAAAUUCUUAAGAUUCUAAAUGCCAACAAUGCACCGUUUAUCGUAAAUAUCUACCCUUUCCUGAGUCUCUAUUUCGCCAAAAAUUUCCCUCUGGAAUAUGCUUUCUUUGAUGGAGCCACACCACUUGUUGAUGGCAAAAUCCAAUACACCAAUGUCCUGGAUGCCAACAUGGACACAUUGGUUUCAGCCCUGAAGGUUGAAGGAUAUUCCGACAUGCCAAUCAUUGUAGGAGAGAUCGGAUGGCCAACUGACGGGGACACAAACGCAAAUGUGACGUUGGCCCAGAGGUUUCUCCAAGGACUCAUCAAGCAUCUUGCUUCCAACAAAGGCAGCCCUCUUCGACCUGGAUACCUGGAAACAUACCUAUUCGGACUUUUCGAUGAAGAUAAAAAAAGCACUCUUCCCGGGAAUUUCGAGCGUAGUUGGGGAAUCUUUAAGUACGAUGGACAACCUAAAUUCCCUCUUGAUUUGUCAGGUAAAGGCGAAAACAAGACUCUAGUUGCUGCAAAGGAUGUGCAGUAUCUCCCCAAGAAAUGGUGUGUACUUAAGGGAGAUGCACCAACUGAUGCUAACCUCGCAGACAACAUGAACUAUGCUUGCAACAAUGGCGGUGACUGCACCCCAAUCCAGGAUGGAUCAUCCUGCAAUUUCUUGGAUGCUAAACAGAAGGCUUCAUAUGUAUUCAAUUCAUAUUUCCAGAUUCAGAAUCAAUCCAACACUAGCUGUGAUUUUAAGGGGCUUGCAACAGUGACCACACAGGAUCCAUCCGUGCCAAAUUGCAACUUUACAAUUCAGAUUGCUCCAAGUACUAGUACUAGUCCCGCGCAUGUUGCACAUUCUUCAUCCCAUGAACAAGGAAAGAGUGCCGCUUCCACUUCUCUUCCAGGGACCUUGGCCACGAUUCUGGCAUUCGCCACAAUGCUUGCACAGCUACGAUUAUGAAUUUUAUAGGCCAAUUUUUGUUAAUAUUUUCCUGAGAAGAAAAUUGAUCAUUGUCGAUGUUUACUGCUUCCUCAGAAAAACAUUUGAUAAUUAAGUUUAAGGUUGCUCAACCUUGGCCAUGAUUCUGGCAUU
Coffea arabica (coffee) is the source of this 1644-nucleotide messenger RNA. Its product is annotated as glucan endo-1,3-beta-glucosidase 8-like. The record is from RefSeq and is a predicted model, not a curated record. Gene Ontology annotation, molecular function: hydrolase activity, hydrolyzing O-glycosyl compounds. Gene Ontology annotation, biological process: carbohydrate metabolic process. Lineage: Eukaryota; Viridiplantae; Streptophyta; Magnoliopsida; Gentianales; Rubiaceae.